Molecule: messenger RNA, 14108 nt
Organism: Pocillopora meandrina
Lineage: Eukaryota; Metazoa; Cnidaria; Anthozoa; Scleractinia; Pocilloporidae
Source: the annotation of a GenBank genome assembly
AUGGAGGUCCAUGAUAGUCAAGAGAAAUGUAAUGAAUUGGUAAUUUGAUUGUAAUGUAGUGAGAAAAGUGGAGAAAUUCAUAAUGUGUGAUUUAAAGUAUUUGAAAACAAUUUUAAGCGGAUGUCAUACUCAGUGUCACACUGUCCAACGGUUGGACCGCUGAAGUGUUUUGGACUCAUUUAAGACUCAAAUGCAGGUCACGAACUUUUAAUAGUUACUAUAGUGAUACUUGUAUAUCAAAAUCCAUUUGUUUUUAAUAAUAAACAUUUCCCUUUUACCGCGUUUGAGAAUUCCAAGAGACGUGAAAGCUGUUGCCUGCAGUGAAAAAUCUGCCAUCGUUUUACAAAACUCAUAGAUGCUUCUAAUUCGUCGAAAUACAUCUUUGAUGUAAUUUUUAUGAUGACACAAUUUGUUAACCAAAGCAAAGGGGAGACGACCAAGCUGGAAGUUUGUCUGCUAAGAAAAUCUUAAAUUAAAGAUUCAAAAGACUUUAUAGUUGCAAACUUUCACCCCUUUUGGGUUCCAAUAAAAUAUGCUAAAUCUGAAAAUGACUGUAAGUCUAGUAUUAGCACUUGAAUCCUUAGGUAGAUAGUCAUCUUUGUUACAAUUUUUCUUUUUCCCUCUGUUUGGAUUUUGCAAGUGAUUAAAUUAUUUGUCUGAGACAUUUCAUCGGACAAACCUUGAUGACCUCUCAUCGGCGCCUUCUACAUUUCAAAAUAUGCACGCGAAUUCUCAAUACCACUAAACAACAAAAUGUUAUGUAUUAUGUUAUGGAUUUAAAGUUGUGCGACCAUUACAGUCCCCUUCAGGAUAAAUUAUAUUAAUACUCACUGUCGCCUUCUCUCCCCCUACCCAUGGAGCCUAAAAACGUUGUCAAUCGUUUUAUUCUUCAACUAAUGGCCCACUCUUUAAAUGGUAAUUUAGUGUUGACAACUGGGUUGAAAACUUAAAUUAGCCACCGUAAAGAGUAAAAAGCUGACGUUUCGAGCGUUAGCCCUUCGUCAAUCGCUCUGACGAAGGGCUAUCGCUUGAAACGUCAGCUUUUUUACUCUUUACGGUGGCUAAUUUACGUUUUCAACCCGGUUGUUAACACUAUACUCUCCCACCGAGGCAGCACCACAGUUUCUUUAGAAACUUACCCCUUUAUUCACUCUUUAAAUGCUCUAAAAUACCCUUAAGUCGGUCCUGUUUUUAUUCAUCAGAAAAGGCAACUUAAUCUGGCGACGCAAAGCAAUGAAAUGAUCAGAAAAUACGAUCUCAGGGAAAUCAUGAUUCUUUCAGCCAUCAUGUAAAUAAAGUUUCAUCGAUAUGUUUUUACUUUAUGAUCAUUUCCGGUGAAGUUUGAAUAUAUAUUGAUAACGAAGCAACAAAGUGCAUGUUGCUGCCACCGUUUUGUUUCAAUAUAGCACUUUGCAUAAACUGUUGAGCAAAAAGUCUAAGCCUAUUGAUUUACGAGAGUACAUGUCUGUUGAACUAACCAUACAUUUUGUGGCGACGAUAUUUUCUUAGGUGUUCAAAUAAAAAAUUGCAUUUUUUUUUCAGUUUAUACAGUUUCUCCUCUCGAUUAACUUAAUUUCAAAGAUAAAGCGUAUUCGGAAUGAGAGAUAAAAGAAACGCAUAAAAAUAUAAUAUCAUAGCAUCAACUUUUCUAAACAUGAUACACAACGUGUCAAAAUAUCUGAAUAUUCGCCAAAGUCACGACGCCUUAUCCUUUAUUGUAUAACAGUGGAUUGAAUUAAUUAGUGUUUCUGCAAGCCGGAGGCAUUCCACAUUUUGACGCUUAAACAAGUUUAGGCUUUCUCUCAAGUGAAAUGUUAUUCUUUGCAAGUUCUGUAACAUGUUCGAUAAACAACCUUCGCAAAUGUAAGUUUACUUAUUUGGAUAUCUUUUUUGAAACUUUUACCGGAAAUAUUUUUACGAGUAACUCUGCAAUGUUUAUAUUUAAAAACAGUAUAGUGUUUAAUUGAAAAUGCUAAUAAACAGAUAUGAAACGACUGACUUUUUUUGCAAAUAAAAUACAUAAUCGAGGCUCGCGCGUUUUCCGAUCUUCACAUGUCAGACAGACAUGACGUAGAUGAAUUUAAGAGGAAAACAACAUUAGCUUCUUGUAGUUGGUACCAAGUUAUAGUGUCAAUUUAUUUCAUAUAUUGUUAUCCUGCUGCGAGCCAAAAUAGAAAAUAUGAAUAGUUAAUAGUAUUUAAACCUAUUUGUAUAGAAUGCAUCAAUAGACAUCGUUUCCUCAGUAAAAAAAAAAAAAAAACAGUUUGAAAGCAAUUCUUGUAAAAAAAAAACUAAAAAAAGUAUCAGGUUUGUCAAGAAGGAGAGUUUUAUUCAGAAAAACUUUUUAAAAUUUACUGUUCCACUUCUACUUCCCCUUUAGUAGGAGUUUAUCCCACUUAUGGCACCUGCUUCAUAGAUGUGGCUAUUAAUUCUUAAUUACUGACAAGCAAAUAUGCGGUAUCAUACAGCAACUCAUUCCCGUGGUGAGAGUUCAUCGGCCACCAUCAUGCUGCUUCUGCCACUCCUGUUGUUUUUUCCUUCUUUGUUAGGAUUGUUGUUUGCCACACAAAACAGCGCUCUCUAUCGAUAUCCAACAAGCGAUCUUUUUUUCGGUUACAUAAAGCGCGAUGUCUUCCAUUACUUAUGGGCAGAGAAACUUUCAUCAUCCACGGUGAAAGAUCAGUUGGACUGCGGUUUUCUUUGUCUUCGAGAGCCAAAGUGUCAUUCGUUCAACAUGGCAGCGUAUCCCAACUCCACAGGAGUUUAUCUGUGUGAGUUAUUGGCCACAGACAAGUACAGAGAAACUGAAAAGUUCCAUGCAAAUGUUUCCUUCCAUCACUACAGUCCGUUGGUAAGAUCUCUCCAUAUGUCUGGUGAUAAAACACUCUUUGUAGUUUUUUUAAUACAAACUGAAUGAUUCAAGAAAUGUUUACUUUAUUUCUAGCCUCCAUGUGAAAGCGCUCCUUGUAAGAACGGUGGUGUCUGUGUUCCUGAAUAUAAAUGGAGCUCCUUUCAUUGUGACUGUAGACCAGGAUUCUGCGGAACUCACUGCGAAAAGGGAGGUAUUGAAUCUGUCCUACUUUCUGUUGCAUGAAGAAAAAUUGAAAAAAAAAACUCAUACUGUUAUUUUCAAUCAUCUGUUAUAAAUUGAUGGUUUACCUAUGUUCAACCUUGUGCUAUAAAAUUAAAUGCAUUCGAAUCAGUCUUUUUUACGUAAACGUAAAUUAGCCACCGUAAAGGAUAAAAAAUUGUGUGUUUCGAGCGUUAGUCCUUCGUGAGGGCGAUACCAAUCGAUACCAAUCUGGGUAAACGCUACCCCUUUAUUCUUUUUUACUGCCUUCCCGAUAAACAUACCUUAUUUGGCUUUUCCUUUAAAGUGCCUAUAAAAAUAUUUUUUUUUUGCAUAAAUAUUUAGCUUAUCGUAUGUUCAAACCAAUUCCGAUAAAAAACAAAAUUUCAAAUAACUUCGAACUCGGUUUUUCGGGCCUAAAAGUGCUCUUGUUUUGUUUUAAAAGUGUCCCGUGGACUGGUAACGAAUUAGCGGGUUAUGACGUAGAAAACUGUGAAAGUUCUCAGUGGACCGACACUAGCAAAUCUCUCACUUUUCUUGUAAUUUUGUAUCAGUCAGCGUUGAAAUACUGUCCGAUAGCGAUGUAUACCUACCUUCACCAAGCUCUACCAAGAGUUGAUACAUCGUACCCAAUUAGUAAAGAAAAAAUUGGAAGUUGCGAGAACGGUUCAGCCCUACGAAGGAAGACCAUGUGAAUCAAACGAAGAUUUAGACGAAGACUGACAAAAUGGUUUCUCGCCUGCAAUGUUUAGGUCAAGACGAGAACAAAAAAACUCCCUAUACUGAAUGUUCAGUUGUUGCGUUUGGCGCUUUGUUUUCUACGGCGAAAUCCAUUUUAAAAAUAGGUAGCUGUGUCCGUUUUGGUCGUCUUAAAAUUUUAUUCCUUCGCACUAAGUGGGGCGAAGGUUCUCCUUGCUCAGUGCUCCAGUGUUUCGUUGCUGUAGAGUAAUUCCCUUAGCAAACCAAAAGCUAACUUUUGACGAAAGAAUCAGCUGUACCAUGAGGCACGAUGACUUUCCGCCGAGAAGUCAUCGGGCAGUUUCACUGCAAGUUGCUUCUUUCCUCAGAGAUUGCAAAGGCAGAGGUUAUCGUCGUCGAGCCGAUCAAAAGGGAAAUAGUGAGUUUAUAUAGAUUCAAGUCAAUCUCAAAUAAGGGUUUUAAUAGAGAAAAACUCAUUUAGUUUAAGCGCAGCAUUGCCAUAUGACCCAUUUCGCUCAAUGGCAAAUAACUGACAUUUGUGUUGCAAAUAAAUAUUUCGUAUGCAUCGACUUUCGUACAGCACUUGGAUUCGCUACCAUCUAAUUCAACAAUAUUUGUGUUUAUUUAUUUAUCUCGUCGGAAACCUAGGUUAGAAGGAUACACAGCCCUUUCGAGCUUGUGUUUAUACCAGUAUCCGCGCCAGAGGUUUCUCACUGCUCAGGCAACAGGAUAUCGGUCAGCUCAGGAAAGGGCUUGAACUUGCUUACAAAUAAUGUAUUUUUGUUAUUAAAAUACGAUGAAAAUACAAUUAGUAGGAUUUCCCCACGAUUAGAAAAGUGUAAAUGUAGUCAUGUGAAAAGACAAGGAGUAUGAGUACAUCUCAAGCACGUGAAAUAAAAAAACAAUAAGGAGCUUACCAUUCUUUGCUUGCAGCCGAAAAGAAUGUUGAACAAUCGUGUGCGGUGUGGGAACAGGCAUUCUUUUUAGCUAAAUUAAUGGUUAUCUUCCCCUGAUUUAACAAGUGGUAUGUGUUCGUAACAGCCGUUUUCGAAGCCGGUACGGGGCAUAAGGCCGACGACAUUGAAGAGUAAAAUCUCCUCGAUGUCGACGAUCGAGGAGCGUCCAUUUUGGCCAUACAGCUACAUUCUUUGGAAAUUAGUGUAUAGAAAUACCCGGUAUAUGUGUAUUAUUCUUGUAGCAAACAUCUUUUAGCGCUCCAGCCACGCAAUGCGUUCGUCCUUUCUUCUAGAUUUCUCCUUUCUUUACAAUAAUUGCCGACGUGUCUUCACAGUUUUCUACGUCACAGCUAUGUAACGUGAUCGUUUUGGCCGCGCGCUUAAUGAGAACACUUUUUGGCCGACAGAUCGUAAUUUCAAAGCGCAAAAAAAUUGUCAAGGAGAACUUGCUAGGCGCAAAGGUCGAUUAUUUCUACUUUUAAACGCAGCUAUCAGAAAAUGUAAAAAAUAUAAUUUCGUGUACAUGUCAGGCAUAUUAUUAUAUUAAGAUAAAUGAAAUCUUUUACUUCUAAAUUUCUUGUGUUCUUUGUUAUUUGUUUUUUAGGAAAUCGAACUUGCAGUGACAUCAAGUACUGCAAUCCUGAGGCUAAAAGUGGCUCCUAUGUCAUCGACCCUGAUGGAGAGGGCGGAGUGACACCGUUUAAAGUAUUCUGUGACAUGACUGACAAGGACGGGAUAGGGGUAACAGUUGUCAGUCACGACAGUGAAAACAGAACACUGGUGGCUGGGUUUGAAGCCCCUGGUAGUUAUUGGCGCAAUGUUACUUAUGAUGAAACCAGUCUAAUUCAGCUAGCAAGCUUAACAGCUUCAUCUUCUCACUGUGAGCAGUUUAUUAAAUACGAGUGCUAUGAGUCAAGGCUCCUUCGUAGCAUGUUCGGCUGGUGGGUAUCACGUGAUGACGAGAAGAUGACUUACUGGGGUGGAGUCAACUCUGUUCCCUUUAAAUGUGCAUGCGGUUUGAAUAACACGUGCGCGGACAGCAGUUACGGCUGCAACUGCGAUAAGAACGAUUGGAAUUGGCGAGAGGACAGCGGUUUAUUAACAGACAAGUCCAAGCUUCCCGUGAUUCAAAUGAGAUUUGGAGAUACCGGUGGAUAUGUGAGUCACAAUGAAUCAGGAUAUCACACGCUUGGAAAACUGGAGUGUUAUGGACUCAUCUAGAAUUCACUUUUAAAAUACAACUUGAACAUUGUAUUCCCUUAAUCAGACCUGAAUAAAACGGAGGUCCAUGAUAGUUAAGAGAAAUGUAGUGAAUUGGUGAUUUGAUUGUAAUGUAGUAAGAAAAAUGGAGAAAUUCAUAAUGUGUAGUUAAAAGUAUUUUCAAAAAAUUGUUACCGAAUGUCAUACUUAGUGUUAGACUGCUCAAGUGUUUUGGACUCAUUUAAGACUCAAAUACAGGUCAUUAACUUUAAGUAGUUGCUUAAGUGAUACUUGUGUGUCAAAACUCAUUUGUUUUUGUUUAACAUUGCCCUUUUACCGCAUUUGAGAAUUCCAAGAGACGUGAAAGCUGUUUCCUGCGGUGAAAAAUCUGCCAUCAUUUUACAAAACUCAUACAUGCUUCUAAUUCGUUGGAAUAUAUCUUUGAUGUAAUUUGAUGAUGACAUAAUUUUUUAACCAAAGCAAAGGGAAGACGACCAAGCUGGAAGUUAGUCUGCCAAGAAGAUCUUAAAUUAAAGAUUCUAAGUUGCAAAGUCAUAUUAAAUUCAAUACUCUUUUAAGUCAAGUUGCAAACUUUCACCCCUAUUUGAAUCCAAUAAAUACGCUCAAUUUGAAAAUGACUGUAAGUCUUAUAUUAGCACUUGAAUUCGAAGCCUACAUUAGAUAGUCAUCUUUGUUGUAAUGGCCUGAUUAUUCGUAAAAGCAACUAUAUUUCGGUUUUAUUUCCCUCUGUUUGGAUUUUGCAAGUGAUUAAAUUAUUUGGCUAAGACAUUUUAUUAGACCGAGCUCGAUGACCUCUCGUUGGCGCCUUCUGCAUUUCAAUAUAUGCCCGCGAAUUCUCAAUACCACUAAACAACAAAAUGUUAUGUAUUGUGUUAGGGAUUUAAAGAUCUGUGACCAUUACAGUCACCUUCAGGACAAAUUAAACUAGACCCUGUGAGCAGGGUAACUGGGAUACCUGGAUGGUACUUGAUCCUUGGAAUCAAGUGUAGGGAUACUACGGGUGUCGGACUAGUAUACUGAAAUAGUGCGCUCAAGUCUGGCCAAGCGCAUACACCUAUUUCAAAACAUAGGCAUGCUAUGCAUGCAAGAGUUACUUUUUUGUAGGGUGGGUGGAUUACUUGAAACAUUGUGAGUGAUGUCUACGUUCUUACAAAAGGAGAGAAGAAUAUUAAUGUGGGAAAGAACAAAAAUGUCGAAUUACCUCACUCACAUGUAUUUUGUGGUAGAUUAUGUGUGUUUUGCGAAUAAAUGUAACCAAAAAUAAACUGUAUUGGUGCCACGGAUACCUGUUAGUACAAAAUGCAGACAGCAGACUGCAGACUGGAUACAAAAUAUAGACUGCAGACUGCAGAGUGGGUACAAAAUGCAGACUAAGAAUCUGAAGAGUUUUUACGUCUGGUAUAUAAUAAAGCGUCACGCAAUCGCUUUUCUGCGAUCCGCCUUCACGAUUAUUUGCACUUUUGUGGAAUAUUCCUGGCCCUAUUUCUUGAUGAAAAUCGAUCGCAAUAUUAUUUCAAGCCUUCAAUAUAGUCUUCUUACUUUGCGCGCGAGUUGGUUGGUGUGAUGUCUGUACAGAUUUUACCAACGUAAUAAAAGUAGAUGACGUGAAUAACAGUGAUGGUAAAGCAAGCUUAAAACGGCAGAAAUCGCCAGAAAAUACAACGGAUACACAGGGUAUGAGUAAGUUUUAUUGAUUUUACGAGAAAAAUGUUCAUAUUUCGAAAUAUGUAUCGUUGUAAAUCGACCAUACUUCGUACCCUAUACUAUUCCUUAUAACGUCCAGUUCCUCUCGUAGCUUAACACCGAGUCGCACAACGCGUGAAGCGUUCAUAAAUUAAUCGUUGGCUUUUUCUCGAGACGUGAGCUUGGGCCGCCUGUGACAAGACAACUGCGUAACAAUAUUUAACAUAAUAACAUUAUACACAAAAAAACACAGGGUUUUGGAUCACGCAUUUAUUAAAAAAGAAUAUCCAUACAACUACAAUGAAAACAAACAUAAGAUUCCUUUCUGAUCGUGAAAUUAAUACCAUUCGUAUUAUUAUCGUAGCUACGUUCCUUGCCAUCAAGUGAAUCCAACUUGUCGUCUUUCUUCACAAGCAGUUUGCAUCCAUUAUAGUUAUGUUCUUCAGUCUCACGGUAGUAGUGUUGUUCAAUAGAUUGCAUAGAGUAUAUGCAGUUUGGUUUCAGAUUUCAGAUUUUGCUUUUUACAACAAGUGAACGUUUUUCAACUAAGACAUUGGCAUACUUAGCAUACAAGGCAUUCAAGGCUCUCAUGGCUUUCAAGCGUUCGCGACUCAAUCCGUUCCAAAAUUACCGCUCAAUAACAUCUUUCAGUGUGGAUUAGCCGCGAUUAAUACAACUUGUAUAUGCGUCUGUAAGUAUUUUGCGCGUUUGCGCCAUAAUGCUCCAGGAGAUCGCAAUCCAAAUACGUUGAAAUACAAAACAACUGACCGAAGAGUUUUAUAAGCAAAAUCUCGUGAUUCGUUAUAUGACCCGGCCCUGUCUGUGCAUGACAACGUCAAUCAUCAUCAAGAUAACACGCGUGUCAGCAUGUGAACACCUCAUUGGAUCACAGUUAGUUGUCAUGGUGUUGAGGGAUAACACGCGUGAUCAGCAUGUGAACACCUCAUUGGAUCACAGUUGGUUGUCAUGGUGUUGAGGGCCCAAUGACCUCUGGGUACUGUUGCGCAAUUUUUCCAUUUUGUGGCGGAGGAAAAAAAAAAAAAGCGACAAAAAAACAAAGGCAUUUUAUGACUGGGCUACCACAGGUAUCCCAGUAAUUAAUACUCUUUGUCACCUUCACUCCCCCUACCCAUGGAGCUUGAAAAUGCAAUCAAUCGUUUUAUUCUUCGAGUAAUAUGAAAUGGCCCACUCUUCGAAUGCUCUGAAAUACCCUUUAAGUUUCUUCGAUAUGUUUUUAUUCUAUGAUCAUUUCCGAUGAAGUUUGGAGGGUUGAAUAGGGGGAGUCAUUAGGGAUCAGUUGGGUGGGUGGGUGGGUGAGUCUAAUUUGUCAAGGCGAAAUGAAUGAUUUUGACGAAUUUUCGCCAUUUUUGUUAUUGCAUGCAUUUCUCUGGACAUAUCUUAAUCAGUAAAUCGUUAAAGGUCAUUAAAAUUAAGUUUACUUUGUCAGAGAAAGACUGAAUAGGUGUAAACAUAAUUUAUGACUCGUGCUAAAUCAACAACAAACUUAAAGGGAUUUUAACUGGUAAUAAACGUCAGCUGUCAAAGGUACUAACAUCGUCAACCGUCAUUAGCCCCAAGAUAUAAACCUCAAUAGUCAAAAUUGGGAAAAAAAAACUCUAAAUUACCUCCGUAUAUAAGAAAUUAUCCAGUUUCCAUCAAAGUGGAUUUGGAAUAUUUAUUGAUGACGAACCAACAAGGUACAAGUCAUUUUUAAAUAUAUUUAUGCAUAUAGCUGUCAAUGUUUUGUUUCAAUAAAGCACUUUGCAAUUAACUGUUGAGCAGAAUUUCUAAACCUAUUGACUUAUUAAAGCAUUCUGUUGAAUUAGCCAUAUAGCUUUGGGGGAUGAUAUUUACUUAGGUGUUCGGAUAACUAAAAAUAUUUUGUUUUAAGUCUAUGUAAUUUCUCUUUCGGAUUAUCUUAAUUUUAAAGAUGAAGCGCUUUCGGAAGGAGAGAUAAAGAAAGCAACGCAUUAUAUCAACUUUUCUAAACAUGAGACAUAACGUAAUCCUAAACGAGUAAUCUGACCAUUUAUCCUAAGUGAAUGUUAUUCUUUGCUAAUGCUGUAACAUGUUCACUAAACAACAUUCGCAAAUAUAAGUUUUCUUAUCUGGAUAUUAUUUUGAAACUUUUACAGGAAAUAUUUAAUGAGUGAUUGCGCAAUGUUUAUAUUUGAAACCAGUAUAUUGUUUCAUUGAAAAUGUUAGUAUACAGAGAAGAAACGACUGACACUUUUUGCAAAUUAAAUACACAAUCGAGGCUCGCGCGUUUUCCGAUCCACGUAAAGGAUUUCCUAACAUUUUCAAGACAUGACUUCAAUAAACUUCUUCAAUUUCUUUGUGCUGAACUUGUUCCAAUUUAAAAUGAUUAUUAGCUCCUUUUAAGUCACUAAGAGGAAAUCUGCCCAGUAUCUCUUUAUGAUCAGAGAAUCCAUCCGGUAAAUAGAACAUCGCAACUUUUUUCUACAAACUGCGAGAGGUAAUGAAAGAUUAGUUUGAUAUUUGGUGUUUUUAAUUUUGCUAAAAAAGAAAAAAUUAAAAAUAAGAAAAUAAUCGUUUUUUCUUUCUCAAAAAGCUUCCUGAGAGAAAAGUGUCUUGGCAUGAUAAAAUAAUAAAAUAUUAAAUAAACAGCUGCUCCGCCUAAAAAGAAGGAACUUGUGGUCGGUGCCAAUUUAUGAUCUCAAUUUAUUUCAUAUAUUGUUAUCCUGGUGCGAGCCAAAACAUAACUUCUUAAAGCAAACCUGCUAACAGGGACAUGUGAAGGAGUAAAUAGAAACAUAUUUUCAAGUUUGUUGUAGAGUAGGGAGCAGAGUACCAAAAAUCCCUUUAAAAUUAACAAAAAAUUGGUUCAAACCAAUAUAACAAAUCAUUAGCAUGGUCAGAGUUAAUAGAUAUUGAAAUGAAUAUUUAAAACUUUUUAAACCCGUUGUAUAGAAGGUAUUAAUUGACAUCGUCCCCUCAAUAGAAAAAAAAAACACUUUGAAAGCAAUUCUUGUUAAAAAAAAAAAAACUAAAAAGUAUCAUGUAGGUUUGUCAAGGAGAGUUUUAUUUAAGAUGACUUUAUAAAACUUACUGUUCCACCUCUACUUCUCCUAUAGCAGAAGUUUAUCCCACUCAUGGCACCUGUUUCUUGGAUGUGGCUACUAAUUCUUAAUUACUGACAGGCAAUUAUAAAGGACCUGUUCUUCAUUUGCAUGUAAGUCUUCGUUGUCAUACAUCAGCUCAUUCCGGUGGUGAGAGUUCAUCGGCUACUGUCAUGCUGCUUCUGCCACUCUUGUUGUUUUUUCCUUCUUUGUUAGGAUUGUUGUUUGCCACGCAAAACAGCGCUCUCUAUCGAUAUCCAACAGGCAGUGCUUCGUUUGGUAAAUUCAAGUGCGACCCUUUCUAUUUCUUAUGGGAAGAGAAACUUACAUCGUCCAUGGUGGAAGAUAAGUUGGACUGCACUUUCCUUUGUGUCGGUGAACCAAAGUGCUAUUCGUUCAACAUAGCAGUGUAUCCUGACUCCAAAGGUCUUUAUCUGUGUGAGUUAUUGGCCACAGACAAGUACAGAGAGGCUAAAAAGGUUCAUGCAAAUGCUACCUUCCAUCACUGCAGUCCAUUGGUAAGAUCUCUUCAUAUAUCUGGUGAUUAACACUCCUCGUAUUUCUUUAAAUACAAACUGAAUGAUUCAAGGAAUGUUUCCUUUGUUUCUAGUCUCAAUGUGAGAGCGCUCUUUGUAAGAACGGAGGUGUCUGUGUUCCUGAAUAUGAAAGGAACUCCUAUCAUUGUGACUGUAGACCAGGAUUCUACGGAACUCACUGCGAAAGGGGAGGUAUUGAAUCUGUCCUACUUUCUGUUGCAUGAAGAAAAAUUGAAAAAAAAACUCAUACUAUUAUUUUCAAUCAUUUGUUAUAAAUUGAUGGUUUACCUAUGUUCAACCUUGUGCUAUAAAAUUAAAUGCAUUCGAAUCAGUCUUUUGUCUUACCUUCCCUAUAAACAUACCUUAAUUGGUUUUUCCUUUAAAGUGCCUAUGACAAUAAUGUUUUUUUUUUGCAGAAGUAUUUAGCUUAUCAUAUGUUCAAACCAAUUCCGAUAAAAAACAAAAUUUCAAAUAACUUCAAACUCGGUUUUUUGGGCCUUAAAGUGCUCUUAUUUUGUUUUAAAAGUGUCCCGUGGACUGGUAACAAAUUAGCGAGUUAUGACGUAGAAAACUGUGAAAGCUCUCAGUAGACCGACACUUGCAAAUCUCUCACUUUUCUUGUAAUUUUGUAUCAGUCAGCGUUGAAAUACUGUCCAAUAGCGAUGUAUACCUACCCUCACCGAGCUCUACCGAGAGUUGAUACAUCGUACCCAAUUCGAGAACGGUUCGGCCCUACGAAGGAGAACCAUGUGUAUCAAACGAAGAUUUAGACGAAGACUGACAAAAUGGUUUCUCGCCUGUGGUGUUUAGGUCAAGACGAGAACAAAAAAACUCCCGAUACUGAAUGUUUAGUUGUUGCGUUUGGCGCUUUGUUUUCAACGGCGAAAUCCAUUUUAAAAUGGGUAGCUGUGUCCGUUUCGGUCGUCUUAAAAUUUUAUUCCUUCGCUCUAAGUGCGGCGAAGGUUCUCCUUGCUCAGUGCUCCAGUGUUUCGUUGCUGUAGAGUAAUUCCCUUAGCAGACCAAAAGCUAACUUUUGACGAAAGAAUCAGCUUUACCAUGAGGAACGAUGACUUUUCGCCGAGAAGUCAUCGGGCAGUUUCACUGCAAGUUGCUUCUUUCCUCAGAGAUUGCAAAGGCAGAGGUUAUCGUCGUCGAGCCGAUCAAAAGGGAAAAUAGUGAGUUUAUAUAGAUUCGAUUCAAUCUCAAAUAAGGGUUUUAAUAGAGAAAAACUCAUUUAGUUUAAGCGCAGCAUUGCCAUAUGACCCAUUUCGCUCAAUGGCAAAUAACUGACAUCAGUGUUGCAAAUAAAUAUUUCGUAUGCAUCGACUUUCGUACAGCACUUGGAUUCGCUACCAUCCAAUUCAUUAAUAUUUGUGUUUAUUUAUUUAUCUCGUUGGAAACCAAGGUUAAGAGAAUACACAGCCCUUUCGAGCUUGUGUUUAUACCAGUAUCCACGCCAGAGGUUUCUCACUGCUCAGGCAACAGGAUAUCGGUCAGCUCAGGAAAGGGCUUGAACUUGCUUACAAAUAAUGUAUUUCUGUUAUUAAAAUACGAUGAAAAUACAAUUAGUAGGAUUUUCCAACGAUUAGAAAAGCGUAAAUGUAGUCAUGUGGAAAGAAAAGGAGUAUGAGUACAUCUCAAGCACGUGAAAUAAAAAAACAAUAAGGAGCUUACCAUUCUUUGCUUGCAGCCGAAAAGAAUGUUGAACAAUCGUGUGCGGUGUGGGAACAGGCAUUCUUUUUAGCUAAAUUCAUUGGUUAUCUUCCCCCGAUUUAACAAGUGGUAUGUGUUCGUAACAGCCGUUUUCGAAGCCGGUACGAUGCAUAAGGCCGACGACAUUGAAGAGUAAAAUCUCCUCGAUGUCGACGAUCGAGGAGCGUCCAUUUUGGCCAUACAGCUACAUCCUUUGGAAAUUAGUGUAUAGAAAUACCCGGUAUAUGUGUAUUAUUCUUGUAGCAAACAUCUUUUAGCGCUCCGGCCACGCAAUGCGUUCGUCCUUUCUUCUAGAUUUCUCCUUUCUUUACAAUAAUUGCCGACGUGUCUUCACAGUUUUCUACGUCACAGCUAUGUAACGUGAUCGUUUUGGCCGCGCGCUUAAUGAGAACACCUUUUGGCCGACAAAUCGUAAUUUCAAAGCGCAAAAAAAUUGUCAAGGAGAACUUGCUAGGCGCAAAGGUCGAUUAUUUAUACUUUAUACUUCUAAAUUUCUUGUGUUCUUUGGUGCUUUGUUAUUUGUUUUUUAGGAAAACGAACUUGCAGUGACAUCAAGUACUGCAAUCCUGAGGCUAAAAGUGGCUCUUAUGUCAUCGACCCUGAUGGAGAGGGCGGAGUGAAACCAUUUAAAGUCUUCUGUAACAUGACUGACAAGGACGGGAUAGGAGUGACAGUUAUCAGUCACGACAGUGAAAGCAGAACUCUGGUGGAUGGGUAUGAUGGCUAUGGUAGUUAUUUGCGCGAUGUUACUUAUAAUGAAACCAGUCUAAUUCAGCUAGCAAGCUUAGCAGCUUCAUCUGCUCACUGUGAGCAGUUUAUCAAAUACGAGUGCUAUCAUUCAGUGCUCCUUCUCAAUGGUAACAUGUUCGGCUGGUGGGUAUCACGUGAUGACGAGAAGAUGGAGUACUGGGGUGGAGUCAACUCUGUUCCAUUCAAAUGUGCAUGCGGUUUGAAUAACACGUGCGCGGACACCAAUUACGGCUGCAACUGUGAUAAGAAUGAUGGAAAUUGGCGAGAAGACAGCGGUUUACUAACAAACAAGUCCAAGCUUCCAGUGAUUCAAAUGAGGUUUGGAGAUACUGGUGUCAUUAAUGGCACUGAAAAAGGAUAUCACACGCUUGGAAAACUGGAGUGUUAUGGACUCAUCUAG